This is a messenger RNA of Saxophila tyrrhenica, 2319 nucleotides long. RefSeq names its product rRNA-binding ribosome biosynthesis protein utp25 (gene UTP25). Bases 1 to 2319 code for a protein of 772 amino acids. The record is from RefSeq and is a predicted model, not a curated record. Lineage: Eukaryota; Fungi; Ascomycota; Dothideomycetes; Mycosphaerellales; Extremaceae. Gene Ontology annotation, cellular component: nucleolus; small-subunit processome. The transcript has a single exon. Gene Ontology annotation, biological process: maturation of SSU-rRNA from tricistronic rRNA transcript (SSU-rRNA, 5.8S rRNA, LSU-rRNA). Gene Ontology annotation, molecular function: U3 snoRNA binding; rRNA binding.
AUGGCACCGUUUCGAGGCGGAGGAAGUCGAAGCGCUCGGGGUGGUUCGCGAGGCGGCUCUCGUGGUGGCUUCAGGGGCGGGUCAAGAGGCGGCUUCAGAGGAGGACCUAGAGGAGGUUCUAGAGGAGGUUCUAGAGGAGGCAGAGGCGUUGCGCGAGACAGCGGGAAGCUUGCACGGAGCGGUAUAAGGACAAGAUCAGGCUACAGAAGGUUUGAUAGCCAGAGAGUAAAGGAUGCGGACCAGUCCAGCGAGGAAGACUUGCCAGACGUCGCAGACGAAGCGGAGGAAGAUGAGGAAGACGAUAUAAGCGAGGACGAGGCGGUCGAUGCAGAGGCGCAAGCGAAGGCUCGAGCGUACAACAUGCUAUUGCAGUCGUUCAAGCAGCCUGAGGACAGCAGCGAACGGCAGCGGAAAAGGCGCAAGAUCGAAGCCGAAGCACCUGUGGAAGACACGAAUGGCCAUGUGAGCGUUGCAGAUGACAUUGCAAGCGAGAGUCUACUAGAGGACGAGGCUACCGGCAGUGAAGAUAUACUCGACGAAGAUGUUGACGCGGAAGAGGAUGUUGAGAGCGACGACGAAGAUUCCGAGGCGGUGGCAGGAAGCGACGUCGAGGACGUUCAAGACUCGAGAGACCCAUUCGAAAUGCACUUUGCCAAUCCCGACGACAAUGAGCUGUCGAGCCGAUUGAAAUCCGUUCAGGCAGGCAACUGGCAAGUCGAAAAGCACGUUGGCCCCGAUCGUUCAACCAUCAUCUCCUCCGCGCCAAUGUCAGCGGAAGGCAGCAUCUACCGCAAGACAACUAUACGGUCUUCCGACGGCAUAGCACUGAAAAAGCGCCUUGUGGCACCCGCGCAGAAGCAUCUUUCUACUUUCGACUCAUCGCAAGAGACUCUAGCACCCUACGUUUCGCAGUACAACGACGUGCUCUACGGCAACCGAUCAGCCGAGAACGCAAGCUCACUCCGCCAAAUAGCCUGCCUCCAUGCUCUCAAUCAUGUACUCAAGGGUAGAGACAAGGUCUUGAAGAACAACGAACGGCUUGCAAAGGCGAAAGGUCCAGACCAUGCAGAUGUACAAGACCAGGGCUUCACAAGGCCGAAGGUACUGAUCCUGACUGAGACGAGGCAAAUGUGUCACAGCUACGCCUCCAUUCUGGUAGAUCUCUUCGCUCCCGAACAGCAAGAGAACAAACAACGUUUCGAUAGCUCCUUCACUGCUCCUUUAGAAGACGAGAGGAACAUGCCUGAAGACUUUAACGAGCUGUUCGCGGGCAACAACGACAACAAUUUCACGACGGCGAUCAAGCUCACCCGAAAGACGUUGAAGUUCUUCUCUGCCUUCUACACUUCCGACAUCAUCCUCGCCUCUCCUCUCGGCUUGCGGCGCAUACUGGAGAAUGAGGACUCGAAGAAGCGAGACCACGACUUCCUCAGCUCCAUCGAGUUUGUUGUCGUCGACCAAGCGGACGCGAUGCAAAUGCAGAACUGGAGCAACGUGGAGACAGUGUUCGAGCAUCUCAAUCUCCAACUCAAAGAAGCCCACGGCUGCGACUUCAGCCGCGUGCGGCCCUACUACCUCGACGGCAACGCCAAAUACCUCCGCCAAAACAUGAUCUUCUCCGCCUACAUCACGCCAGAGAUGAACCGCCUCUUCAACACCUCCAUGCAGAACGUCGCAGGCAAGCUCAAAUUCACUCCCACUUACCCGGACGGCGCCAUCAGCACCGUCAGCAACAUCGGCGGCAUCAAGCAAACCUUCUCUCGCUUCGACUCGCCUUCCCCAGCCUCCGACCCAGACGCCCGCUUCAAGUACUUCACUACUGCCAUCCUCCCCUCUCUCCUCCGCCUCCCCAAACCCGCUGAAGGCGGACAGGGCAUUCUGAUCUUCAUUCCUUCGUACUACGACUUCUUGCGCAUCCGGAACUUCUUCGCCACCUCGCAGCAAACGCAGAAUAUCUCCUUCGGCACCAUCCACGAGUACUCUGAGGUCAGCGAUCAACGACGUGCGAGAGCGCAUUUCGUGAAUGGACGGCAUAGCUUCCUGCUUUACACGCAGCGGGCGCAUCAUUUCUUCCGGCUGCGGCUGAAGGGGGUGAGGAGGGUGGUGAUGUACGGUCUACCUGAUAACCCGAUUUUCUAUGAAGAGGUCGCUGGUGGAUUCCUCGACACGAGUCUGCAAGAAGGGCGGGUCCAAGAAGGCGAAGCGGCUGCGAGGGUGAUGUUCUCGAAGUGGGACGGCCUGGCACUCGAGCGGGUCGUGGGGAGUAGCAGGGUGAAGUCCAUGUUGGGCGGGACGGGAGAUAUGUUUGAAUUCUUGUAA